Rosa chinensis is the source of this 2378-nucleotide messenger RNA. Its product is annotated as pentatricopeptide repeat-containing protein At2g33760. The coding region runs from base 54 to 1805 and encodes 583 amino acids. Gene Ontology annotation, molecular function: protein binding; zinc ion binding; RNA binding. The record is from RefSeq and is a predicted model, not a curated record. Gene Ontology annotation, biological process: RNA modification. NCBI's taxonomy places the organism in Eukaryota, Viridiplantae, Streptophyta, Magnoliopsida, Rosales, Rosaceae. The transcript has a single exon.
AAACGGUGCGUUUAAGUAACAGGACCUCCCAGAUUUUUCAAAUUCAUAUUUUCAUGGAAACCAAACACAGCUCCCCGCCAAAAUCUCCAGCCUACAAAGCUCUAGUCAAAGCCGGUCCAAAUCUGAAGCCUCUUCAACAAGUCCACGCCCACAUUAUCGUCUCUGGAUCUCACCGCAGCCGAUCACUCCUCACCAAGCUCAUCACUCUGGCUUGCGAAGCCGGCUCGAUUCUCUACACCCACAACCUCUUCAUCUCCGUCCCUCACCCGGACUCCUUCCUCUUCAAUUCCAUAAUCAAGUCAUCCUCUAAGUUCGGCUUCCCGCAACACACUCUCUUCUUCUAUCACUCCAUGCUCGGUUUUCGAACCCCGCCGAGUAGUUACACCUUCACCUCUGUGAUCAAGGCCUGCGCCGAUCUAAGGGCUCUGAGACUCGGUAGGGGUGUGCAUUCACAUGUAGUGGUGUGUGGGUGUGGGUCGGAGCCGUUUGUUCAGGCGGCUCUUGUUAGCUUGUAUUCGAAAUGUGGGGAGUUUGGGGUUGCAAGGAAGGUGUUCGAUGAAAUGCCUGAGAGGAGUGUUGUGGGUUGGAACUCGAUGAUUUCGGGGUACGAGCAGAACGGGUUUUCGAGAGAGGCGAUUGAGGUGUUUAAGGAGAUGAGGGAAGCGGGUGUUGAGCCGGAUUCGACUGGUUUCGUGAAUGUUUUGGCGGCGUGUUCUCAGUUGGGAGAUGUUGGUUUAGGGUGUUCGGUGCAUGAUGAGGUUGUCAGGAAGGGGAUAGAAGUGAAUGUGGCUCUAGGAACUUCGCUGAUUAACAUGUAUGCUAGGUGUGGGGAUGUGAGCAAAGCGCGAGAAGUUUUCGAUUGUAUGGAUGAAAGGAAUGUUAUUACUUGGACUGCUAUGAUUUCGGGGUACGCAACGAAUGGUUAUGGUAGUCAAGCUAUGGAGCUUUUUGGCGACAUGAGAGCUCGUGGUCCUAGUCCUAACACCGUGACAUUUGUUGCAGUCUUGGCAGCUUGUGCUCAUGCUGGGCUAGUGAAAGAAGGAAGGCAGGCAUAUGCAAGCAUGAGGCAAGAGUAUGGAUUAGUGCCGGGAGUGGAGCACUGUGUUUGCCUGGUUGAUAUGCUUGGGCGUUCUGGGCUUCUCGAUGAAGCAUAUCAGUUCAUCAAAGAGCUUAGCCCGGGAGAGGCAGCUCCACCUCUUUGGACUGCCAUGCUUGGGGCUUGCAAGAUGCAUAAGAAUACCGAUCUUGGAGUAACAGUUGCUGAGCAUCUUUUGGAGGUUGAGCCUGAAAAUCCAGGCCAUUAUGUGAUGCUUUCGAACAUAUAUGCAUUGGCAGGUAGGAUGGAUAGAGUGGAAAUGGUUAGAAACAUGAUGAAAGGAAGAAGCUUGAAAAAGCAAGUUGGCUAUAGUACAAUACAUGUGAAUCAGAAAACCAAUUUGUUUAGCAUGGGCGACAAGUCCCACCCAGAGACAAAUGAAAUUUAUCAGUAUUUAGAUGAAUUGAUGCGGUGGUGCAGUGAAGCAGGGUAUGCACCAGCACCGGAGUUAGUGAUGCAUGAAGUGGAAGAAGAAGAGAGGGAAUAUGCCCUUAGAUAUCACAGUGAGAAGCUUGCAAUUGCAUAUGGGCUAAUGAAAACCAAGGAUGGUGAGGCCAUUAGGAUUGUAAAGAACCUCCGAAUGUGUGAGGACUGCCACUCGGCUAUUAAGUUUAUCUCAGUUGUUACCAAAAGAGAGAUUAUUGUUCGGGAUAAGCUUCGCUUCCACCAUUUCAAAUAUGGCUCCUGUUCAUGCCUGGAUUAUUGGUAAGAAUGCUUGGUGACUCUCUGACUUGUGAGCUUAGAGAAUUUCAGCUGUCUUUGCAAGAAAGGUGACACCAUAAAGAGGGUGCAUCGCAUUGCUAGAAUGCUUGAACAACAAGCACAAAUGCAUUGCAGACUGUUAGGUGCAGUGCAGGACAUCAAAUGCAAUUUCAUGACUUUCUGGUUCAUCUGUGGAUUGACAAUCACCAAUUGGUUCUAGUAAAACCUCCGCUAGAAGGAUGAGAUACCAGAUCAAGCUGAACCGAGGAACCAAAUUAGUGAUGUCCUCGAAUUGGAGAAGCUACAAUUGGGACUUGAAGAUGCCAGAAACACUUCCUUUGGUCAACGAAAUAUUACUCUAGUAAAUAUAAAGGUAACUUUACUAUUGUUCCCGAUGAAUAUUCAGUAUGAAGAAAAUUUACUUUUAGUACAUUGGACAUGCAUAGGGGUUAAAUCAUUUUUCUUCCCAAUAAAUCCCACGUAGUUGAGACUCCCGUCGUUAUUCGGGAUACUCUCUUGAUGCUGACCAUAUAAUCUGGGUUGUUUAGGAAUGAGAAUUUAAUAUUAUAUGAGCAUGUGA